UUGAUUUUUAACGCUCGCAGCGUAAGGUAGUCGCCGCAAUUGCGAUAAAUUUGCUCGGUUAGUGUGUAAAAAAGGCACCAAAGUGAUUUUUGUAAAGCAACGAGAAAAAAAUACAAAUUAAAAUAUAAAAAAAGAAAAGUAACAACAGCAGUUUGUUUUUUGCUGCCAGCCAAUAAAAUUGUCACUCUCUUAACCUUUUUCCAUCACAUAGAAUUUUACCUGUGAAAGUGAAAACAUAAACGAACGAGCCAAGCAAAACAAAAACGCGUGUGUGCAAGCAGUAGCAGCAGCGAAAAAAAAGAAUCAGAAAAAACACAGUGUGUGAGCAAAGGAGAGAGAAAGAGGCCAGCAAAAGAACCCAAAACAUAACGAAAACAAAUAUCGACAACUGCAGCAGCAGACAGAAAAAAAGAAGCAAAGAAGACGGAAAUAAGCAAAAGCAGCGAAAACAACAAGAACAACUGAACAUAGCCAACGUCAGACUCUGUAUUGCUGCUCUUUUACGUUUUGCUCCACUAUGCUCAUGCAGUAUUCGUUUUAAAUCGUUCAUUAUAAUGAAUUCGGCGCGACAUCAUCGUAUUGGAGUAUUUCUGUCUCCAUAAAUGCACAUUGCUAAGCCGCAAUAAGAACGACAACCCCAUAAAAACCCAACAACAACAAAAUCACAAACAAUAGUUGAUCUAUCUAGUCACAAAAAAAGAAGGAAUACUGAAUAAAUAAAUCUUUGAAAUCCUACUAUUACACCUACACACUAAAACCCUCAACUAUUUGCUAAGAGAACACGAGUAACGACAGCUCUCAAGUAACCAGAGACAGCUAAAGAGUCAAAGCUGGCUAAGAAAAUGCCCUAUCAUCGUGCCGACACAUCGGCCCAGGCCGAUAAGCUGAGCGGCAUUGUCGAGGAGAGUGAUCUGUAUGAGGGAUUUGCUCCGCAUGUGGAAACAUCUGAAAUCAAAACACUCGAUUUCUAUAAUCUACCAAAGCAAACUGGCAAAGAGCCGGCGCUACGCUCUUUCACCGAAAUCCAACAGCUGCUGCAGCAGAACAAGAAGCGCGAUGUUAAGAAUAUACUCAGAGAGAACUCGUGGCCCAUAAAUUCACCGAUACGCUCACAAUUGUGGCCAGCAUUAUGUGCCCAGCACUUGACCAAGCAGAAUAUGCUAGAUGGCUUCUACUGGGAGAUGGUGCAUCAGGUCUUUGGCACCACGGAGCUGUCGGAGAAGCCCAUCAUGCUGCCCGCAUUUGUGGAUGCCACACACUGUUUGCCGUAUCAUUUAACCAGCACGGGACGCGCUGUUGCCGAUCGCAUUGUGAACGUUUUGGGCUAUGAUUGUCCCGACAUUACCUACAGUCCAGUAUUGUAUCCAAUUACAUCGUUACUUUUGCAUUUCAUGUCGGAGGAGGAAGCUUACCUGUGCCUGGCCGGACUUGUGGGCAGCAAGGAGAAGACAUUCAUCAAUCAAACCAAACUACAGCAUGAGGUCACCUGGAAGACAGUCAUGCAAAUAGCCAAAAAGCACACAAAAAGUGCCAUUGCGUAUUUCCAACGCAUCUGUCCGGGCCAGAAGCUGGAGCGAGUAUUCAUGGACUGGUGCUGGUGGAUAUUAGCUGGUCUACCCUUUCAGCAUUUGGUGCGAAUUAUGGAUUGCUUUUUUCAUGAGGGCAUUAAGGUGCUCUAUCGCGUCGCCCUGGUGAUACUCAAUCUCUUUCACAAGGAAUGCCAGUCGAACAACGAAUGGAGUCCGGAUAAUAUUAAAAACGACAUUGGCAAUGCGCUCAUCAAGUUCUGCAAAAAGAUACCAGUAUCGCCGGCGAAGCUGCUCCAUGCCGCUUUUAGUAUUAGGGGACUCAGUACCCAGUAUAUUUCUAGAAUAUUUAUCAAGACUGAAAUGCUACUAAAAAGCCGAUCCGCGCUUAAUAGCGGCUCGAAGCAAUUAAUCAAAUCGCGUUCAAGUGAUAAUCUGCCCACUAGUCAGUCGCAGGUCAACAUCCAAAUGAUGUCACACACAUUGACCAUACGAGAGAAGCUGCACUCCGAGAGCUGUCGCAAUUUGGGCGAAAAGUCGCCUGGUCAUAGAGCUAUCGCCAUGGGUGUCUAUCCCAUACACAAUCUGAAAAGUCAAGUCUGUAAGAACGAAGAUCUGUUCACGCUGUGGUCCUGGCUGCCUGUGCGAAUCACCAUGUACCAACCCGUGCUGCUCUAUACCACCGAGGAGCACGGCUGCUCCCUGACCACCUUCUACGUGCGCGUCGAGCAGCAUGAGCCCACGCUGCUGAUGAUCAAAACGUGCAAUAAUGAAGUAUUUGGCGCCUACUGCUCCUCGCGCUGGUUCGAGCGCAACGUCAAAGAUGACAAGGGCCAGAGACAGGCCUACUUUGGCACCGGCGAAACCUUCCUCUUCUCUCUGUAUCCCGAACGUGCCAAAUACCCCUGGGUGGGCAUCGAGGGCGACCGCGAUUUGGGCCAUAGCUCAGAACUCUUUAUGGCAGCCGAUUCCAAAAUGAUAACAAUUGGCGGCGGCGAGGGCCAAGCUAUUUGGAUGGACGAGAAUAUACGAUUUGGCAAGACGGACGGCUGCAAGACCUUCAACAAUCCCCCGCUUUGUCCAUCGGGCGACUUCGAGAUACGCGUACUGGAGGUGUACGGCUUUGUGGGCGUUUAAGGUCAUUAGGGCCGCAUGGACCCAACACUCAAAACCGAAACCAAAUUGCCCGCCGAUGUUCAAGUGCUCAGCGUUAAAAGAAACCCGCACCUAUGCUCCUCUCAGACCUAUUCAUCCGCACCUAUUCACGCACGCACACACACACACAAACAGAUACACAGACACAAGAAACGUGAACGCUUGUGCUUCCGGCUUUUGCGGAAAUAUUAGGCAGAAGCCGAGAAGAAGAUAGAAAGAUGAUGAUGCACAAGCAGACGAAGAAGAUUUGUGUAAACAUUUAAGAAAGUUUAUUUAUAAACAUGUAUCUAAAACAAAACAAAAAAAGGCAACACUCGUUGUCGUCAUUGUCGUUGUAAUGUUAAAUGUUUAAAACCCAUUGCGGGAAUGAAAAACAAACAAAUUAUAUAUUAUAUAUUGGAAAUACUCUGUGAGUUAAUGUUUCAAAACGCAAAAGCUUUGAAAUUAUAUACAUAUAUACGAUAGUUGUUAUUCAUAAACAAAAGAAACUUUAUUAUAAUAUAUAUAUUUCUAUAUAUACAUAUGUAUAUCUAAAUGUAAAUCGUAAAACGUAAACCUAUUUCUAUAUAAAAACUUUAAAAAGCAGACAACACACAAAAUAUAUUCCUUAAAUGAAGAGCAACCGAAAAUCUAAAAAAAAAAAAAAAAAAAACAAAAAACAAAAAAUGCAAAUCAAAAUUUCUUGUUAAAUUUGUCUGCACACUUUUGAUUAAUAUUAUCACGAUUAUUGUAAUUUGUAUUCUUAUUAAUAUUUUUUCUGCUUUCUGUAAACCAAAUUUACUGACUUGACUGAAUUCGUUAUAAAUGUUAUUAAUUAAUAUUAUUAUUACAUAUGUGUAUAAAUUAUAUACUUUGUAAAUUGCAUUGGAAACUUUUUUAUUUUCUUACCAUAUUACAUAACUAUCUAUGUGUACCAUGUUAAAUCCUCAUGUUAACUGGAAAUCGCCGCAUGAAUUCAAAGCAAAAUGCAAACACGUAACUUGCAGUGCAGUGUAAUAGUUAUAUAGAAAUCUUAUAGACAUGCUAUAGCUACGAUUAGAUGCCACACUUGAGCUACUUGGGCGUGCAAGGCGGAGGCAGAUAGAGUGGGCCAUGGGGUUGCUUGGGCAGGGGUUGGGGGUGUGCACACAUGUCGCAUAUUGAUCUCAUUUAUGAUCCGUAUCCAAAGCUUACAGCAAAUUCAAUGUUUAUUUAAGAUUCAUUCCAUUUGUGCAUUGCUCAAAUUAUACUUGAUUUUUGUUUUGUUUUUGUUUUUGCAGACAACAAGUUUUGAAUUGUUUUAUUUUAUUCUUUUUAUUGCGACAACUUUUUAUCAUUUCUUUCCAUUUUUCUAGUCAGAGAAAAGAGAAAAUUGUUGAGAACAUGCUGUGCACAAUAUUCGUUCUGCUUUGUUUCUUAUAGGCGUUUAAGCACGCCCAUUUCAGCGACUGCUCCUUGCACUACUCAAGCGAAUUGUUACAAUCACAACGAAUACAAAAAAUAUGAUAUAUAAAAUAUGUAAACAAAAAUAAAAACAAUAUACAUGUAUGUAAAUUAUGCCAAAAACAAAGACAAGUUUCGAUUUUGCUGCUGUAGCUGCGCCGACUCAAAAAGUCUAUGCGCCACUCAAUUUCCGAUCGCAUAGAUCAAAACUCCACAAACAAAUGACUCAAGACACAUUUCGGAGCUGGUACUCCAAAUAAACACCCGAAACACACAACUCACACACACACACAAAGGCAAGGCGUGACAGUAAAAUUUUUAAAACUUAUUUUUGUGGCUGACAUAAACGAAAAUAUAACAAAACUAAUAUAAAUAUAUAUGUAUUUUAUAAUUUUUAGUUUUUAUUAAUAAAACUCUCUGUGUUGUUGAAGGAAUAUUGUGUAUGUAUGUAAGCAGCAUUAUACCCAUAAUAGCCUAGUUGAAACGUUUGAUCAACUCAAAAAAUAAGAAAAAAUAUGUAUAAAAUAUAUUUGUUACUUGUUUC
Messenger RNA from Drosophila mojavensis, 4647 nucleotides. RefSeq names its product GTPase-activating protein skywalker (gene sky). The record is from RefSeq and is a predicted model, not a curated record. Bases 843 to 2663 code for a protein of 606 amino acids. The transcript has 12 exons. NCBI's taxonomy places the organism in Eukaryota, Metazoa, Arthropoda, Insecta, Diptera, Drosophilidae.